This is a messenger RNA of Peromyscus maniculatus bairdii (prairie deer mouse), 996 nucleotides long. Its product is annotated as olfactory receptor 5P76-like. Gene Ontology annotation, biological process: G protein-coupled receptor signaling pathway. Gene Ontology annotation, molecular function: olfactory receptor activity; G protein-coupled receptor activity. The record is from RefSeq and is a predicted model, not a curated record. NCBI's taxonomy places the organism in Eukaryota, Metazoa, Chordata, Mammalia, Rodentia, Cricetidae. Gene Ontology annotation, cellular component: membrane.
UCUGGCAGCAGCUACACUGUCCCAUGGCUUUCUUGGAGGAUGGGAACCACACUGCAGUGACAGAGUUCAUUUUAUUGGGCUUAACAGAUGACCCAGUCCUUAGAGUCGUCCUAUUCAUCAUCAUCCUGUGCAUCUACCUGGUGACUGUGUGUGGGAACCUCAGCACCAUUCUUCUCAUCAGAGUCUCUUCCCAGCUCCAUCAUCCCAUGUACUUUUUUCUCAGCCACUUGGCUUCUGCUGACAUAGGGUACUCAUCUUCUGUCACACCCAAUAUGCUUGCCAACUUCCUGGUGAAGAGAAGUACCAUUACCUACCUUGGAUGUGCCAUUCAGCUUGGAUCAGGUGCUUUCUUUGGAACAGUUGAGUGCUUUGUUCUGGCUGCUAUGGCUUAUGAUCGCUUCAUGGCAAUCUGUAGCCCAUUGCUUUAUUCCAUGAAGAUGUCCACACAAGUCUGUGUCCAGUUGCUUAUAGUAGCAUACAUAAGUGGUUUCCUUAAUGCCUCCUCCUUCACCCUUUCCUUCUUUUCUUUUCUCUUCUGUGGACCAAAUAGAAUCAAUCACUUUUUCUGUGAUUUUACUCCUUUAGUUGAACUCUCCUGUUCUGAUGACAGUGUCUCUAUUGUUCUUGCAACUAUUUCUGUUGGCACUGUCAUUGUGUUCACAGUGCUUGUCAUAGCUGUCUCCUAUACCUACAUCCUCAUCACCAUCCUGAAGAUGCGCUCCACUGAGGGUCGCCAGAAAGCCUUCUCCACCUGCACCUCCCACCUCACUGCAGUCACUCUCUUCUAUGGGACUGUCACAUUCAUUUAUGUGAUGCCCAAGUCCAGCUACUCCACUGACCAGAACAAGGUGUUGUCUGUGUUCUACAUGGUGGUGAUCCCCAUGUUGAACCCCCUUAUCUACAGCCUCAGGAAUAACGAGAUUAAGGGUGCUCUGAAGAGACAAUUUGGCAGGAAAAUAUUGUCUUAGAAACAUUUGUUACAUUGUAGGACUUGAU